GCUGAGUCACGGGUGCGACCUCGGCACAGCGCUGUCUGAUGCAACGCCUCAGUGCUGGGAGCCUGCUGCGGAGCACGUUGGGGUGACCGGGAGGCCGUGGUGUUGGGGGUGAUGUCCUUGGAGGUGGCCAGGGCGACCGCAGGGAUGGUGCUAGCAGAGCUGUAUGUCUCGGACCGAGAGGGGAGCGACACCACAGGAGAUGGAAGCAAGGAGAAGCCGUUCAAAACAGGCCUCAAGGCCUUGCUGACAGUAGGGAAGGAACCGUUUCCUACCAUUUAUGUGGAUUCACAAAAGGAAAAUGAGAGGUGGGAUGUUAUUUCUAAGUCACAGAUGAAGAACAUUAGAAAAAUGUGGCAUAGGGAACAAAUGAAGAACGAAUCCCGGGAAAAGAAAGAGGCGGAAGAUAACUUGAGAAGAGAAAAGAACCUAGAAGAGGCAAAGAAGAUUAUCAUUAAAAAUGAUCCAAGUCUUCCAGAGCCAAAAUGUGUGAAGAUUCAUGCUUUAGAAGGAUACAGAGGCCAAAGAGUAAAGGUGUUUGGUUGGGUCCAUAGGCUGCGGAGGCAAGGAAAGAAUUUAAUGUUCCUGGUGUUACGGGAUGGUACAGGUUAUCUUCAGUGUGUCUUGUCGGAUGAGUUGUGUCAGUGCUACAACGGAGUGGUCUUGUCCACCGAGAGUAGUGUGGCCGUGUAUGGGAUGCUGAAUCUGACCCCAAAAGGCAAGCAGGCUCCAGGGGGUCACGAGCUGAGCUGUGACUUCUGGGAACUCGUUGGGCUGGCCCCAGCUGGAGGAGCUGAUAACUUGAUCAACGAGGAGUCUGACGUCGAUGUCCAGCUCAACAACAGACACAUGAUGAUCCGGGGAGAAAACAUGUCCAAAAUCCUGAAAGCACGCUCGGUGGUCACCAGGUGCUUUAGGGACCACUUCUUUGACAGGGGUUACUAUGAAGUGACUCCUCCAACGUUAGUGCAGACACAGGUAGAAGGCGGCGCUACCCUCUUCAAGCUCGACUAUUUUGGAGAAGAGGCAUUUUUGACUCAGUCCUCUCAGUUGUACCUGGAGACCUGCAUCCCAGCCAUGGGAGAUGUUUUUUGCAUUGCACAGUCGUACAGGGCAGAACAAUCCAGAACGCGAAGGCAUCUGGCUGAGUACACUCACGUGGAAGCCGAGUGCCCCUUCCUGACCUUUGAGGACCUCCUGAACCGGCUGGAGGACUUGGUCUGUGAUGUAGUGGACCGAGUCUUGAAGUCCCCCGCAGCAAGCAUAGUGUACGACCUCAACCCGAAUUUUAAGCCCCCCAAACGGCCUUUCAAGCGGAUGAACUAUUCAGAUGCUAUUGUGUGGCUGAAAGAACACAAUAUAAAGAAAGAAGAUGGAACUUUCUAUGAAUUUGGGGAAGAUAUCCCAGAAGCUCCUGAGAGACUGAUGACAGACACCAUUAAUGAGCCAAUCUUGCUGUGUCGAUUUCCCGUGGAGAUCAAGUCCUUCUACAUGCAGCGAUGUCCAGAGGACCCCCGCCUCACGGAAUCUGUGGACGUGUUGAUGCCCAAUGUCGGUGAGAUUGUGGGAGGCUCGAUGCGUAUCUGGGAUAGUGAAGAAAUGCUGGCAGGUUAUAAGAGGGAAGGGAUUGACCCCGCUCCCUAUUACUGGUACACAGAUCAGAGAAAAUACGGCACAUGUCCUCAUGGAGGCUACGGCUUGGGCUUGGAGCGGUUCUUAACCUGGAUUCUGAAUCGGUACCACAUCCGAGAUGUGUGCUUAUACCCUCGGUUUGUCCAGCGCUGCAGGCCAUAGCUGGUCCUCCUGAAUCACAAAGGGAAGGAAACCAUCCAUGGAAGGGAGAGACUGCCUCUUGAAAAAAGCCAAAUCAUCCCUCUUUUGUUGCAUUACCUAUUUGUCUUUUUGUGUUUUAUUUCUCCUACAAUAUAAAAAGUAGUGUGUAUUACUUGAACUUGAGCAACAUUGAUAUAAUUUUAAGAAAAUAUUCAUUGCAAAAUUUGGGAGAAACAUGUGGCCUGUAACUACUUUAUUUGAUAUGUUUCAACAUUUUAUUCAGUUACAGGUUAUAAUUGUGUUAAUGAAUGUGUAGCAGAUAUACAAUUAAAACAGUUUUUAAUUAUGAUUUAAGACAUUCCAGUAACUUAAUGCUUCUGUCCUCUUAACGGUAACUGGAAUAUUAUUUGAUAGUAUCAGUGAGUUACAGCAAACAUCCUGUGAGAAAAUUAGUGAUGCGGCAUAAAGCUCCAACAUUAGAACAGGUGUAGCUGAGCAGUAGAGGUGGAAUCAAAUCAAGAUAGCUGUUACAUAGCUGCUUAUAAUCCUAAGGCCUCUAAAUUGAUACGGAAGAAAUUGUAAAAAAUGGAACUGCUGAAAGAAUGUGAGGUAAGAACAACAGCAUGGGGAAGGUGUGCAUUCGGCCGACUCCCGGCCUCCCUGUAACCCAGGCGGCCAG
Messenger RNA from Ochotona princeps (American pika), 2449 nucleotides. It is a transcript of the gene NARS1, whose product is annotated as asparaginyl-tRNA synthetase 1. Gene Ontology annotation, biological process: asparaginyl-tRNA aminoacylation. Gene Ontology annotation, molecular function: ATP binding; asparagine-tRNA ligase activity; nucleic acid binding. The record is from RefSeq and is a predicted model, not a curated record. Gene Ontology annotation, cellular component: cytoplasm. The coding region runs from base 112 to 1791 and encodes 559 amino acids. Lineage: Eukaryota; Metazoa; Chordata; Mammalia; Lagomorpha; Ochotonidae. The transcript has 15 exons.